Messenger RNA from Chionomys nivalis (European snow vole), 2723 nucleotides. RefSeq names its product membrane associated ring-CH-type finger 10 (gene Marchf10). The record is from RefSeq and is a predicted model, not a curated record. The transcript has 11 exons. Gene Ontology annotation, molecular function: zinc ion binding. NCBI's taxonomy places the organism in Eukaryota, Metazoa, Chordata, Mammalia, Rodentia, Cricetidae. The coding region runs from base 37 to 2418 and encodes 793 amino acids.
CAGACAUCAUUCUAUGCAGAUCGGGAACUAAGAACCAUGUUGCAUGAAGCAAGGGACAGGCAGAAGUUCGUCAGUGAUGUUCAGUAUCUGCGGGACAUGCAGCACAAGGUGGACUCUGAAUAUCAGGCUUGUUUGAAACGACAAGAAUACAAAAAAGACCCAAAUGAGAAGAAACAGGAUCAGCUAUGGGGGAAAGACACGAGUGACAGAUCCCGGUUUUCAAGCGGGUCAUCAUCCAAGCAGAGUUCUAGUGAGGAGGACUCUCUAAGUGAACCCAGAUCAUCUACCAAACUACCUACGGCUAAGUGUGAGCCCAGACUUCCAGCCAUCGACCAAACUUCAGUCAAGCAGAAACACAAAAGUACCAUGACUCCAAAGAAGCCAGAGAAAGCGAGCCCCAGCAAACCCUCUCCAGCAGCACAGGCACCAAAGAUUUUAUCCAGGAAGAGGAGGCCAAACCUGGGGAGACUGACGGUCAGCCCGGAAAUGCACAGCCCGAGAACAUCUGGGGAGAGGAGCAGACAGAAGCCGCACCUGUCAGCAAAGACGCCGGCACUCCUGGGAGCAGACCCAGUCGUCCAACAAGACAACCUGAUGUGUGCAAAUGAGACCAAGCUAAAGAGGCCAGCUCGAGAGAGCAGAAACUUAGCCUCAUCCUCAGAGCUCGUGAGAACAGCUGGGAAGUCCCUCGAGAGACAGAGAAAAGGAGAUCCAAGUGUGCGACCUCAGAACGAGCCCCACGCUGCCCUCUUGCAGACCUUCCAGCGGAUGAACGGUUCCCAAGUGCCGAAUGAGCCCUUGGGACCUCCACUCCUACCCACCACCGUGGUGGGACCAAGAAGGGUACCAUUCAGGUUCCACGAUGAAGAUUUUUACUCAGCUUUAUCAUUAAACAAUGAACAAGAAGACUAUGACACGGAAGAAGAAACCCACAUGGAGGAGGAGCUUCUGCUGGUUAGGAUGCGGUCUCCGCCCAGCCAUAAGAGAAGCCGAUUUCUUGGCACAUCAGCCACUCAAAAUAGGAAUGUUGAGGAAAACGCUGAAAAUCUCAGAGGAAAUUUUGCGAGAUGGGGCGAGGCCAGUCCUGGAUCUCCAGGAAAAAGCAGAACCAUGGAGCCAGCAGCAAAGCCGCCUUCUGCUGAGCAAAGGAUGCUUCAAGCUAGCAGGCUACGUGGGGAGUUGGAGGAAGAGAACCCCAGUGGAGACCAAGAAGACACCAUGACUACUCCUUCAGGGGACGCCAAAUCUAAUGAUGUCAUCCGAGACAGCGCUGAAGAUGGAUCCAGUGACUGUCCUAUGGAAGAUAGGCCUACGGUUCACCAUUAUGAGAGAGACUGGCAAAAUUACUUAAGUGGUUCUAGGAAUUCGUUUGACUGCUUACUCUCCGGGAGACCCACAGCUCCCAGACCAUCCUUGAGUACAUCUUACAACACCCAUGGGUCACUGCUGCAUUCCGCUCUCAUAGAUGACAUCCCAGCAAGCUUGUCCAUGUCGUCUCUUCUAGUCCCCAGUUCAGAUAUGGAGGAAAACCUAAGGUUCAACGUACGCCGGCCACUCUCACCGAUCAGAAACAGGAAUCCACUGGCCACUGCUGAAAACCACAGUGAUGACAUGGGGGGAGCAGAGGAGACGGCUUCAACAAGCCGAGCUCAGGAGUCUCCACUAUUGGCAGGAGAUCUAUCAAACCCUCAAAGCGGCGUGACCUUGGGGAAUUCUCCCAGUUCUUCUGCGAGAAGACAUUUACAAGGCCACUUCUACAUGCCUGGGUCCCUGCAAGAAAACAUACCGUUUACUUUCUUUGCAGUGUCUGAUUUUCCGAAUCAAAAUGAUCAUGAGGCCACCUUUAGAGUCUCUGCUGUCAUGGAUGAAAAGGGGGCCACAGAGAUAAAGACAGACCCUGAGAAACUCCGGAAACUACAAGAAAGUCUCCUGGAGGAGGACUCGGAGGAGGAGGAGGGAGACUUGUGUCGCAUCUGUCAGAUCGCUGGGGGUUCCCCAACCAACCCCCUCCUGGAGCCCUGCGGCUGUGUGGGAAGCUUGCAGUUCGUUCACCAAGAGUGUCUGAAAAAGUGGCUGAAAGUGAAGAUAACGUCAGGAGCAGAUCUGGGUACUGUAAAGACCUGUGAGAUGUGUAAACAAAACCUGCUGGUUGACCUGGACGACUUCAACAUGACCGACUUCUACCGCAAGCAUCAGCAAUCCCGGGCACAGAGUGAGCUGAUGAACUCGGGCUUGUACCUGGUGCUGCUGCUUCACCUGUACGAACAGAGGUUCGCAGAACUCAUGACGCUCAACUACAGUCGGGCUUCCAGAGAGAGGUUGUCAAGAAAUUACCCACAACCCAGACCGGAAGAAAAUGAAAGUUCCGAGACGGGAGACGGUAAUGAAAGCAGUGUUUACCCGGGCCGGGUCAUCUAGGAGGGAGCUGGUCAUGGAGCUCAACAGAGACCCCUCCACCCAGAAGCCCUUCCUGUGCCCCCCUGUGCCUCCCUUCUUCCCUCCUCUUUACUGAAACUGAAGCCAGUGUGCUCAUAGAUACCGUUCUCACCUGCGCCACUCCGUUCAGGGGCAGCCACAGGGACUAACCUCGUCCCAGCUAAGACAAGCAAAACUGCCAAGUCCCGAGUGGGCUUCCCUGUUGCUGCCCCUCAGCCCAGCAGCCCAAGUGGACCCGGCAACUCUAGCAGCCCAACCGCCUGGGCUCCUACUGCUGAGGGUCCCUA